AUGUUCCUGUCAAACGCGGCCGUACUCUUGCUAGGCGCCAUGCAGCCAGCCCUCGGCAAGCCUACAGCCAAUUGCGCUUAUGAUGGUGGGGCUCGUUUUUCCUCGACGUCCUUCACUCGUAAUCAAACCAUCGUCAGUUUCAUCGAGCCAGAGUCGAGAUGCCCCCUAGGGGAGGCCAUGAUCGGCGUCUGGCCUGCCGACUUCAAGAAUCCCUCUGUUGCCAACGCCAAGGCAAAGGCACCUCUGCCGCCAAGUAAGGGGUGUCCUGCGACCAGCGCGGCCAAGUUUAACGACGCUGAGCUGGGAGACGGCGAGUUCAAGGCCAUAUUUUUCUGCAACGACGGCAGUACGCAGCCCUGGAUCGUCGCCGACGCACCCUUCACGGUCGUCCCGGGACCACCACGACCUGCCAAGCGUGGCGAGUGUGCCCAUCGGAGCAGCGACCUUGGGGGCCAGUGGAUGUACAGUGCGUGCAAGGGCCUGAACGAGGGUGUCUGUGAAGACUGUGGCUUUGGGCAAACCUGCAAUGCUUGCAAUGAGUGCAAGGAGGCCUGCGGGAAAUGCUACAACUAG
This is a messenger RNA of Metarhizium album ARSEF 1941, 573 nucleotides long. RefSeq lists its product as uncharacterized. Bases 1 to 573 code for a protein of 190 amino acids. NCBI's taxonomy places the organism in Eukaryota, Fungi, Ascomycota, Sordariomycetes, Hypocreales, Clavicipitaceae. The record is from RefSeq and is a predicted model, not a curated record. The transcript has a single exon.